Raphanus sativus (radish) is the source of this 5346-nucleotide messenger RNA. Its product is annotated as MLO-like protein 2. The record is from RefSeq and is a predicted model, not a curated record. Gene Ontology annotation, cellular component: membrane. The coding region runs from base 3465 to 5261 and encodes 598 amino acids. Gene Ontology annotation, biological process: defense response. NCBI's taxonomy places the organism in Eukaryota, Viridiplantae, Streptophyta, Magnoliopsida, Brassicales, Brassicaceae. The transcript is spliced from 13 exons.
CCCAUCGAUGUCCUUUAGCUUGCUCAGGAGACGCCUCGCUCGGUUAGAUUUAACAGAAGCAUGAAAGAACUUGGAAUUCCUAUCACCAUAUUUGAGCCAUCUUUCCCGACUUCUCUGCUGCCAAUGUAACUCCUCCUCCCUGUAGGCUUUGUACAGUUCUUUUUUGAUGAUCUUGAUGGCAUGAUAACACGGGUAGUUCCUAGACUCAAACCAUUCCAAGCGGUGUUCCAGUAAGUGGAUUCUGUCUCUCGCAUUAAAGACUUUGGACUUCUUCCAGCGGCUUAAAACCCCUCUGCAAUCCCGCAGUCUCUUAGCCACACUUCGGUUAGAGGAAACCCCACUCCCUGCUCUCCACGAGUUAAUGAUAUCCUUCUUCACUCUGGGUAAGAAAAGGAACUUCUUAUCAUAUCUGAAUUGGCCUUUGUACCGCGCUUGAGAAGCUUGCAGAUUGAUUAAAACAGGCCGAUGAUCAGACCCUCGUUUGUCAAGAAAUCUCUGAUUAGAACCAGGGAAAAUCCUGAGCCAUUCCUUGUUCCCAAAAGCCCUAUCGAGGCAACACUGAAUCCACUUCUUCCACCUCAUACCCGACCAGGUAAAUCUAUCACCAGAAGCCUCCAACUCGUCCAUGCCGCAAGCAGCCAACAUGUCAGCAAAAGGCCUAAAAGAAGCUUCCGAUCUAGAAGGACCACCUAGCUUUUCACCAUUAUUCAGGAUCUCAUUAAAAUCACCAACUAUACACCACGGUUCCUUCCUACAAACUCCAAAUCUGCUCAGUCUUUCCCAAACUAUACUCUUUCCAUCCUGAGCAGGCUCCCCAUAAACACAAGACAGAAAAAAUCUGAAGUCACCAAAAAGAACCUCCAUGUCAAUCAGAUUCUUAUCCGCAUACUUAAUAUCCAUCUUAAUGGUGCUUUUCCAAAAUACUGCCAAGCCACCACUAAGACCUACUGGGUCAACCGUAUAUACAUUGUCAUAACCCAACCACACCUUUAAAUCUACUAGAACAUCUCUGCAGUUUUUAGUCUCCAUUAAGAAAAUUAUCUCCGGAAAGUAAAGUCGCCUAAACUCCCGCAGACGUUGAACUGUCAGGUCUUGAGUACGCCCCAGGCCCCGACAAUUCCAGCUCACUAUGCUCAUUAAAGAUUGGACGGUCCCUCCUUUGGGACCACCUUCAGGGAUUUUGACCUCGCCAAGACUGGAAGUUCCCCAUCUUCAGUCUCUACCUUUCUCUUCAGACCACUCAUGAUUUGUUUACCCGCUCCCUUGUCAGCAUCCAGAACCACCAACUUCCUCUGCUUCCUUUUAGAUUUUGGAGGACGGUUUCUUUUAUAGACUUUCUUUAGAGUUCCGGACGAAGCAACAUGUUCCGAAAAACCCGAGCUAAACACCGUAGAACCUUCAGAAAGGGGCAGAAAGUUAACCCCAAGUCUCACAUCCUCGCUCCCCGAAUGCGCAUCCAGAGGAGGACCCAGCCUCAUCGCCAUUCCAGCACCAAUAGCCGAUGCCAUUAAUUUUUCAGAGUUAGGAGACACAGAGCUUCCUUUACCUCUACUCAAGCGUUCUUCUUCGUAGUUGAAGACAUGUCCCUUUCCUUUGUUUAAGUCUCUUGAGAUAGUAGGAGGAGCUUCCAGUCUCAGAAACAUUUUCUGCAUCAUAGGGACUUGUUCCACUUCAGCAACAGAUUUUCUGACUCUCUCUUCUCUGAUAACUCUGUCUUCAGCAGUUGAUAAACUCAGGUACUGCCUCAUCUCAUCCAUCACCUCCUUAGCGAUCUUCGGUCUGCCAGUAGAGAGGUUAAUCCCCACUUGGUCUUCUCUAAGAACUCCAAAGAGAGGAUCACCUUCACUCAGUACCACUGAUCUGUGCUCAAGUUCUUUCUCUAUUGCUUGACGCCGCGCCAAAGCCACCUCUUUACGCUUCUUCACUUCGAGAGGACAGAUCCUCUGCUCAUGAUUCAAUCUUUGACAGGUAAAGCAACGCUUCUGGAUUCUUUCAUAGUCGAACUUGAUGGUCCACGAUUUACCUCCUUUAGCUGUCACCACCUUCGCCGGUCUGAGGGGAUUCGCCACAUUAAACCUUACCUGAGCACGAAUAAAAGGUUGAGACUGUGGUUUCGAGGGGUCAAAAACCAACACCUUAACUUCACCAAUCAUAUCAGCCAACGCCAUUAGCGCCUCCUCCGUAUAGUAGUUUAUGGGGAUUUGGCUGAUUUGUACCCAGAGAGGAAUAAACUGAAGAUAGUCAUCAGGCGGUUCUUCAACCCAACGCGCAAUCACAAUGACCCACUCAUUAAAAGUAUGAACGCCUUUCUCCAGCACAUCCACCAAGUCAUGCUCCGAGUCAAAGAAGAACUGAAAACGUUCCUCCGAGAGAGCAACUCCCCUACACCUGCCUUCCUUUUGCCACUUCCUAGGCAUCCUCCAGAUUAAGGAAGACAUUCUCUGACAUUCUGGGUUCAGAACUCUACCCACAAUGCUUAGAAGAUUCUUUUCAUUCGAACAGAAACCCGGUUGGUCCGGCAUCUCGAAAGGUUUGUCAUCCUCGUCCAAAGACAGAGCCAUUAAGGCUCGAUCCAUAGCCACCGACAUCGUAGCACCACCGUUGAGCAACAAUCAACACAAACUCGUCUUAACAGAAGCUUAGAUCUCAGAAAAGGGAACUGGAACUCACUGCAGAUCUGAUGAACACCAAACUUUAACUUGUCUUUUUGAGAAUAGGUAGAAUAAAAAGAAAGACAAAAGUAAAAGUGUGCGAGCUUUCCAGCGUGCUCACGUUAUAGUAAAUAGUAUCAUAACUUAUAUAAAUCUCAAGUGGCCAUUUGAUAUAUAGCUUUAGUAGAGUUCCAUUAUCAUAUACACAACCAAAAUAGAAGAAAAUUAAUAACACAACCAAACAUAUAAAAAAUAGAGCAAAACUAAAUGACUGACAAAUCAAAAUAAAUUUUAAGUAAUCUUGCCUCACGUAAUUUUAUUUUCCUCAUUUUAUAGUUAAACGUAUAACAACCCAACGAAUAAUUUUACCAAACUGGUUCUUGAAUUUGUUCUAGUCGUCUAUUUGCCAACAAAAACUUGAAAAGUGAAGUGAAAUGAAAAGAUAACAUGAUUUGACAAAGAAGGCCAUAUGAAACAUGAUAAAUUUAAGAAAAAUGCAGUCCAAAAAGCACAAAACAACACGGUGAAUUAUUGAGAAGUCUGUCUGCAAAUGCAGAACAACAGUAGAAUGUUGAAAGCACCAUUCAGAAAAAGACAGCCAAAUAAACCUUUAAUUUAUAGUCACUCAUCGCGGGUCUUAUUAUCUUCAUCUACGUCCUCCUUCCUUAUAUGAUCAUGACAUAACUUUGGUUUUGUAAACUUGCUUAGCCUACUAAUUAAGAAAAAAAACUGUUAGCUAAACAUAAAGAAGAACACGAAACUCUCCGUGUCUUCACUCUCUCUCUCACUGUGUUUUUUUACAAUCAAGCUCUAAUGACGAAUCAGGUAAAAGAGAGGAAUUUAGAGCAGACCUCUACGUGGGCAGUCGCUGUGGUUUGCUUCGUUUUACUACUCAUUUCAAUUGUCCUUGAACAUUCCAUUCACAAAAUUGGAACCUGGUUCAAAAAGAAGCACAAGAAGGCUCUUUAUGAAGCUCUUGAAAAGAUCAAAGCAGAGCUUAUGCUUAUGGGAUUCAUAUCACUACUCCUAACAAUCGGACAAACACCAAUCUCAAAUAUCUGCGUCUCCCAAAGCCUCGCAUCAUCAAUGCACCCUUGCAGCGCCGCUGAUGAAGCUAGAAAAUACGGCAACAAAGAUACCGCUAAACCAAAAGACGAUGAUGAAGACAAAUCCGGUCAUAGAAGACUUCUCCUUGAGUUAGCCGAGUCUUACAUUCAUAGACGAAGUUUAGCCACCAAAGGUUAUGACAAAUGCGCUGAGAAGGGGAAAGUGGCUUUUGUAUCUGCUUAUGGUAUCCACCAGCUUCAUAUAUUCAUCUUCAUCCUCGCCGUGGUUCAUGUUAUCUACUGCAUUGUUACUUAUGCUCUCGGAAAGACCAAGACGAGGAGGUGGAAGCACUGGGAAAAUGAGACCAAGACAAUAGAAUAUCACUAUUCCAACGAUCCUGAGAGGUUUAGGUUUGCCAGAGACACAUCUUUCGGGAGAAGACAUCUCAAUUUCUGGAGCAAGACGAGGGUCACGCUAUGGACUGUGUGUUUUUUCAGACAGUUCUUUGGAUCCGUCACCAAAGUUGAUUACAUGGCUUUGCGGCAUGGUUUCAUCAUGGCACAUUUGGCUCCAGGGAGUGAAAGGACAUUCGAUUUCCGCAAGUAUAUUCAGAAAACAGUAGAAGAAGACUUCAAAACUGUAGUCGAAAUCAGUCCUAUUAUCUGGUUUAUCGCUGUGCUAUUCCUCUUGACCAACACAAACGGAUUGCAUUCUUACCUCUGGUUACCAUUCAUUCCACUAGCCGUGAUUCUAAUAGUUGGAACAAAGCUUCAAGUCAUUAUAACCAAAUUGUGUCUAAGAAUCCAAGAGAAAGGUGAUGUGGUGAGAGGUGCCCCUGUGGUUCAACCCGGUGAUGAUCUCUUCUGGUUUGGCCGCCCUCGGUUCAUCCUUUUCCUUAUCCACUUGGUUCUUUUCACGGUACGGUUCAAUAUCCUUAACCGCUCGGUUUAUUACUCCCAACGGCACGAUAUAACAAACUUGCCUUCACUUUUGCAGAAUGCAUUUCAGCUUGCCUUCUUUGCCUGGAGUACGUAUGAAUUCACUCUCAAGAAUUGUUUCUAUGAAAGCGAUGCAGAUGUGGUCAUUAGAAUUGUAGUUGGAGUUGUUGUACAGAUACUUUGCAGCUAUGUGACUCUUCCACUCUAUGCUCUUGUCACUCAGAUGGGUUCUACGAUGAGGCCAACUGUGUUCAACGAAAGAGUAGCCACAGCGAUAAAGACAUGGCAUCACACAGCAAAGAAGCACACAAAACACGGGAAACACACUGAAUCAAACACACCUUACACUAGCCGUCCAACUACACCAACUCACGCCUCAUCUCCGAUACAUAUUCUUAAUAACCGAAGCGUUGAGACUUUCCCGAGCUCUCCUUCUCCUAGAUACUCUGAUCGUCAUGACCACCACCAGUUUUGGGAUCCUGAGUCUCAACGCCAAGAAGCUGGACCUUCCACACAUCAUUCUCUUGCGCACGAAAGCUCAGAAAAGGAACCUGUUCUUGCUUCCGUUGAACUUCCUCAUAUACGGACUACCAAAAGCUCAAGAGAUUUUUCCUUUAAGAGGUAGAUGAUUCUUGAUUUACAUAUGUUAUACAUUAUUACAUGUAUUGUACGAGACCUGCACCAUCUAUAAAGAUAGAUGAUUACAUUCA